This is a messenger RNA of Beta vulgaris subsp. vulgaris (sugar beet), 2890 nucleotides long. RefSeq lists its product as uncharacterized. Gene Ontology annotation, molecular function: transcription corepressor activity. Gene Ontology annotation, biological process: DNA-templated transcription. The transcript is spliced from 10 exons. Gene Ontology annotation, cellular component: nucleus. Bases 121 to 1941 code for a protein of 606 amino acids. The record is from RefSeq and is a predicted model, not a curated record. NCBI's taxonomy places the organism in Eukaryota, Viridiplantae, Streptophyta, Magnoliopsida, Caryophyllales, Amaranthaceae.
UCCUAAUAAAAAAUUACCCAUUCGCUGGUUUCUACUUUUCUGUUUCUCAGAGACUCAGACGGUCAGACCCUUCUUCUUGAUGGUCAAUUGAGCUCGAGGAAGAGAGAGAAAGAAGUAAAAAUGGCGCAGCAAAGUAGUGGGAUUCCUCUGAUUGAAGUCUACUGGUCUUUGGUUGAUAAAGCUGAUAAGAAAUUUUCUAAGAUUAGGGACUUACCCCUUUAUGAACGCAACAGGUUUGACACUUAUUUUUACAAAGUAUUCAAAGUCUAUACAGAGUUAUGGAAGUUUCAACAAGAAAAUCGGCAGAAGCUGGUAGAGGGUGGACUCAAAAGAUGGGAGAUUGGUGAGAUUGCUUCUCGAAUUGGUCAGCUUUAUUUUGGACAAUAUAUGCGCACAAGUGAGGCAAGUUAUUUGUCAGAAUCAUAUGUUUUCUAUGAAGCAAUACUGACAAGGGAAUAUUUCAAGGAGGGUUUGUUUCAAGAUCUUAAUCUUACAAAUAAGCAAUUGAGAUUUUUUGCUAGAUUCAUUUCAGUAUGUCUACUACUGAAUCAUCGACAUAUGGUUCAUCAGUUGGUUAAUCACUUAAAGAUUUUGCUUGAUGAGUGCAAGCGGACUUUACAGGAAGCUAACUUCAGAGAAUGGAAGCUGGUGGUCCAAGAAAUAGUUAAAUUCCUAAAAGCUGACACCAAUUUUUUGAACAUCAGGCCUUUGAGAUACAGUCUUGUUCUUGAUCCUCAUCCAGACACUCUACCACAUGUUUCAUCACAAAACCCAAAGAGAAAUCUAAGAUUACGAGAUGCGAUACUUAGUAGCUACCAUCCUAAUGAGGUAAAAUAUUCAGAGCUUACUCUUGACACUUACAGAAUGCUCCAGAGUCUGGAAUGGGAGCCUUCUGGUGCAUUCUAUAAUUCAGGAAGUGGUGCAGGUCAAAAUGGAACAACAAAAACCAGUGGCAGUAACUACACACAAGAUAUAACUGAUCCAACCUUGCCAUCUAAUCCACGGAAAGCUAUCCUGUAUCGCCCUUCUGUGACACAUUUCAUUGCGGUUCUGGCCACAGCUUGUGAUGACCUUCCUUCCGAUGGUGUUCUCUUCAUCUAUUUGUCAGGGAAGAGUGGACCGGUUUUCUCAUCUUCCUCUGGCAGUCGUCUUGGUUCCGAGAGCAGUGUCAAGAGCCUUCCAUCUCAGACCACCUUGCAAGAAACUCCUAUGAUUGAUGGUCAAAGCCAUUUAUCUGCACAAGGCAAAGAAGUUCUCUCAAACAGCCACUUAGACUGCAUACAUAUCGGGUCCCGUGGAAGUGAAGGCUCCAAUUUCAUCUACCCUUCUGACUUGCUUCCAUUUACAAGAAGGCCGCUCUUCAUCAUCAUUGACAGUGAGAGCAGUGGGUCAUUCAAGAGUAUAAGUGGUACAGAAAAAGGAGAACCAGCUGCUAUGCUCUUGUCUCCAAGGUCUUCACCGCCAACUUCUGCUGGUGAGUGGUGCUGGCAUUUGAACGGGAGCCUAUUUACUAUCUUUCUCACAGCUCCCAUCCAGGCAUUCUGUCUGCUGCUGGGAAUUUCUGGAUCUGACAUUCAAUUGGAUGUGUACGAAAAAGCAGACAAGCUUCUUUCUUCUGCUUUAAAUGAAUGGGGUUUGAGUUUAGCAACAUCAGGCUCACUUGAUCCUGUUUGGUCCCAAGUUUUCUGUGAUCCAUUUCUCAGACGACUCCUACUUAGAUUCAUAUUUUGCCGUGCUGUGAUUUCCCUUUAUGUUCCUACUUGCAAGGAGGCUGAAUUCAUUCCCCAGUGCUUGCCUUCUCUCCCAGAAUAUGUGCAUCCUACGUCAACUGCUAUUCAGUCUACAAUUCUGCAAAUUGCAAAUAUUUUCGAUGCUUCAAGCAGUUUCAUCGUUUCAGGGGAUGUCGUAUCACUUGAAAGCAGCCACAUUUCUGAAGACUAAAUGUCAUCUCGAAGCAUUUAGAAUGUGCUCAUCAAGGACAUAACAUCAUAAUUUGGCCCUCAGGCCUGCCAUUUUUUAAUGCUUUAAAAGGGUGCCUGCAUCUCCUCUGUCUGUCUCCUCUUGUCUGUUUUCCUAUCUUUAGCCUGCUGCUUCUUGCUCUUAGUCUCACCUUCUCUUUUCUACGCGGAUUUUGUUCGAGGUUGGAAUUGAGCCUUCUAUUUCAAGGACCACUUGCUAAGGAAGGACCGAAACUGUGCAUAAACUUAACUGGCAAUUCGGGCAAAUGGGUUGUGUUCGUGCUUGGCCUCAUGGCGACUUCAGACUGUUCUCAAGAUAUAUCGAAAUCUAUAUAUAAAGUAGGAUGCUUCCAUAAUAUGACAAAUUGACCUAAUCGGGUCAAGUUAGGGUUGGUUUCUUCUUCGUGUCGAGUUAGAGAUUUACAGCUCCAACACUCCUCUUAUGGCAGGUCCAACAGAUUGAACUCAAACAGUAGCUGUAUCGCCUGUAUGCAUAUCAGUCUCUUUUGUGCUUAGCCUGACGGCCGGUUGUUCCAGGUCAGGCCAUUGCUCCAUUGGCUCCUAUAUUACUUAGUGUCGAGUGUUGACCGUUGUUGGCAACUUUCAAACUACUAACUGCAAGUUAUUAGGGUUUGAUAUAUCAGCAAGUCUGUAUUCAUCCAGAUGUUCAUAAUUCUUGUAUUAGUGCAUAUGCUCCUUUAUCUUCCAUUUUUCUUUUCCUUUUUGUAUUGUUCCUGUCGCCAGAUUGAACAUGUAUAUUCCCUUAAGCCUUGUGUCCCAAAUUACAUGUCUUUCUACUUAGGUCAUACUCAUAGGUGCUUUGUAUUGUAAUUUCAUUCUAAAUUCUCGCGUUUGCUUCAUGAUAACAUUAUAGGUCCAUCUUUUAAAGAAAUUAACUAGUAUUUGGGCCCGGACGUUGUCCCAGGUUGGUA